This is a messenger RNA of Symbiodinium natans, 441 nucleotides long. NCBI's taxonomy places the organism in Eukaryota, Dinophyceae, Suessiales, Symbiodiniaceae. The record is from the annotation of a GenBank genome assembly.
AUGCUUUGCGUCAUCGGUUGCUGCUUGUUCGUGUACUGCUCGGAUAUAUACAGGCUAUGCCCAGGUUGGGGCUCUGUGCGAAAAUUCGACGCCGAUGGCAACGAGGACCAACGAGCAAGAGAAGAUUUGCUCCAAAGAGAAUAUGCGCAGCACCAGGCCGCUUUGAUGGAAGGAACGCCAGCUGCAGCGAAAGUUUAUGGCUCCAUAGGAAAGCCAACCUGGGGCGUCUUGGAAGCACCGACUCAAAGAGAGGUUCUCGUACAACACCCAGUCCAUGGAGAAGUGAAGGUGAGGGAAAACUUUGAGGACACACAACGACUUCGACGAGAGUCUUCGUGGUGGGCGAAGGAUGAGCGCUUUUUCAUGGAGCAGUCGAAGGUGUCGAGGACUCAGUUGCUGAUCAACGAGCCAACUGCAAGACUGAUGGGCAGUGUGAUUUGA